AUGGCCAAUUCACAUAGUAGUACUAAAACCAUUGAGAUGCUAAACAUUGAUGAUGUUGUGUCAACGGAGCUUCUAGUGAUUCAAGAGCAUGUUGCUGGUUUUUUUGAACAAUUGCUUACUGAACAGAGAUGGUGCUCAUGGAUUAGGUAUUGCAUCUUGACUGAGAGGUUCUUGAUUUUGGUGAAUGGCAAUCCAGUUGGUUUCUUUACCAGUUCACGUGGCCUAAGACAGGGUGUUCUAUUGCCCCGAUUCUCUGUCAUUGUUAUGGAGGCGCUUAGUAGAAUGAUGUCCGCUAUGGUUGACAAUGGCUAUAUGGCUGGAUUUUUUAUUGGUGACACCAAUCGGGGGGCAAACCAAAAUCAGAUUUGUUCCUUAAGGCCACUCUUUCUUUGCGUCGAAGCAGUGUCUAGAUUAAAGGUGAAUCUUUCCAAGUUAGAGUUGGUUCUAGUAGGAAAUGUUCGCCAUAGGUUGGCAAAUAUUCUUGGAUGCAAGGUCUACUCAUUUCCCAUGAAAUACCUUGGCCUUCCUUUGGGGGCCUCUUCCAGGGCUAAAUCUAUAUGUGAUGAAGUAAUAGAGAAGAUUGAACACAGAUUGGCAAUUUGGAAGAGAUUGUAUUUGUCAAAAGGUGGUAGGACCACCUUAAUCAAAUGCACGCUGUCCAAUUUCCCAACUCAUCUGCUAUCUUUGUUCCCAAUUCUGGCAAGUGUGGCAAUCCAAAUAGAGAAACUUUAG
Carya illinoinensis is the source of this 732-nucleotide messenger RNA. RefSeq lists its product as uncharacterized. The record is from RefSeq and is a predicted model, not a curated record. NCBI's taxonomy places the organism in Eukaryota, Viridiplantae, Streptophyta, Magnoliopsida, Fagales, Juglandaceae. The transcript is spliced from 3 exons. The coding region runs from base 1 to 732 and encodes 243 amino acids.